Molecule: messenger RNA, 698 nt
Organism: Camelina sativa (false flax)
Lineage: Eukaryota; Viridiplantae; Streptophyta; Magnoliopsida; Brassicales; Brassicaceae
Source: RefSeq, a predicted model, not a curated record
CAUGUCUCCCGUCAAGAAUCCUUACUGGGACGGUGUACACGCCAAGGGUGACACAGGUGUGUUCUGGGACGUGGUGGAUUUCCCAAUGCCUACUGAAUCUGAUCCUGAUUUGAUUUGUAGGAUGAUCAAAUCAGCUCUUGAUGAACAGGGUUGUUGUAAUGGUUCUGUGUCAAUCCGGUUGUACGACGUCGAAGAUGAGAAAACGGCCACGAAACAAGAAGUGAUCAUAGAUAAAUAUGAGGCUGCCGGAAUCAGUUUAAAUUUCGUACCCGAAGUUGCUGAGGCGCAUGGAUAUGCUAGAGUUCAUAAGAUGUUAUUGGACAUUCUUUUGUGGGCAUUUUCCAGUGUUCAAACGUCCAAUUUGAUUAUACUCUCAAAAAAACUCAAGGAAGACUCGAAGACGGUCGGUGCUAUUGAGGGUUUGCGUUUCGACGGUAUGAAAAUUCUCUUAUCACAUCUAAAGUGCUAUCUUCUACUGAAAGCUCAGAAUGGCUUUUGAUUAGGCUUUGUGAGAGCCUACCAUCACAAGAGAAGUGGAAGCGCGUUGACGAUAUAAGCUGAAGCGUGGUGUGAUUCUGAUGCUGUUACCAACUAGCUAGGAAGCAAAAUGUACUUUUGUGUUUUAUGUGAUGUACGUACUUGUGUGUUUUAUGUUAUAUCUGUGAUUGAUUCUCUUUGGUUUCGAUCAUUUAGUCUUU